Molecule: messenger RNA, 426 nt
Organism: Penicillium egyptiacum
Lineage: Eukaryota; Fungi; Ascomycota; Eurotiomycetes; Eurotiales; Aspergillaceae
Source: the annotation of a GenBank genome assembly
AUGCCUGGUUGGCAAAAGUCUAAAGACCUUCAUCUGCAACAAUAUACCGAAACAGCAACGCACCACCCGAUGUAUGGUUGGCAGGCUGGCCCAAAGACACCAAUACUGAGACUGCUUAUUGUAGUUGACGGUGAAGCUAUCGACAUACAUGAAUUUGAGCUCGAUCUUCUUGGCUCAUCUUGGGUAUAUGUCACAGUCUGCCUGAUUGGUGUGGAGAGACCCCUAGACCACCAUCGCUAUGCAAAUGAGCUGCAAAGAAUGAGCCAGGCAAAGCCGCGAGCUAGCUUUGUCGAUGCGCAUGGUAACACCCCAGAACGCUUCGUUGUCCACGAACUGCUUAAACGGCAUCUCGGGUGUGACAUUUCGUUCUCUGAGUUUGAGGUGCUGGAACAAGACAAAGUGGAUUUGCCAUCAUAUGCAGAGUGA